AUUGCGGAAGUAUUAAAGCAUUAGAAAUGAAGGGAUCAAAGAGAGGCUGUGGCUCCCUGCAGCCGGGCUGCAGCUCUGAUGAGCAGUGAGAACAGUGAGCUCCCUCCCUAAUGAAUCCCAUGUGUGGGGAAGUGUGCAGGCACCCCUGCCACAGCAAGCUCUGUUCUCACUUUCCUUCUUAUUAAACUGGGCCACAGAUCAAGGGAAUGCCUGCCUGCCUCUCUUCACUGCUUCCCUAAAACACAACGGCAGCGUUUCCAUGUUCUGUGGUUUUCUGAAACACAGCAAAACAACCAACAGACUUGGCUGGACCUCUCAGUCUCUAUCUCUCACUCCCUCUCAGUACAUCUCUCUCCCUCUCUCUCCACCUCCUCCUCUCACAUCACCUCUCUCCUCACACAAUCUCCUCCUCCUCUCUAUCCUCGCACCACAACAGUCCUUAAAUUCUGGGCAGUUUUAAAAGUUAUUUUGGACGCCCAAGAUAUUUCUAACUAGAUGUUUAACGCUAACAGUUUUUUUUUUUCUUUUAGAAAUCUUUCCCCUUUUCUCUCAUCCCCCUCUUUCUUUCUCCCUGCUUUCCUUCUCUCUGUAUUAAAUCACUUAGUUGUUUUGUUUUUUUUCUCGCAAUGAGACAGACAUUCUUGGACUAAACCACUAUUCAAUUUUCCCAGCCUCCCCCCCCACCCUUCCUCUCCUCCUCUAAUAGGCUCCGGUCACGGUUUCCUCUCUGAAAGUUGGGAGGUCUUUCAGUCCCAGUUAAAGGGGGGAAAACUUUCUUUUUGGUGUGUUAUUGAAACACUUUGAAGAACGUGUUCGUGCUGGAAGACAUACAGAAGAGGUCUGGAUCAGACAAGUUACACACAAAGAUGUCUCCGCUCCAGCAUUGGUCCCGCCUCUUCCUGCUGUUGCUGAUCCGCUCGUCCAAUCAGAUUGAAGAUAACAAGAUUCCCAGCCUGUGUUCGGGACAGCCCGGUAUCCCAGGAUCCCCAGGGGUGCACGGGACCCCCGGCCUGCCAGGGCGAGAUGGCAGAGACGGGCGGGACGCUGCCCCGGGAGAGAAAGGGGCCCAGGGGGAGAGGGGGACACCUGGAAUGUCGGGUCUGAGGGGUGAGCUCGGUGACCCGGGGCAGCUGGGAGAGAAGGGGGAGAAGGGGCAGGCAGGGGAGUGCGCCGUCGCCCCCAAAUCGGCAUUCAGCGCCAAGCUGUCGGAGAGCCGUGGGCCGCCCGCAGCCGUGGACGGGGUUUUGCGUUUCGACACGGUGCUGCUCAACGAGCAGGGCCACUACGACCCUGAGACGGGGCGCUUCACCUGCAGGGUGCCUGGGGUGUACUACUUCGCCGUCCACGCCACCGUGUACCGCGCCAGCCUGCAGUUCGACGUGGUGAAGAACAAUCAGGUGGAGGCCUCGUUCUUCCAGUACUACGGGAACUGGCCCAAGCCCGCCUCCCUCACCGGGGGGUCCCUCCUGCACCUGGUGCCCAACGACCAGGUCUGGAUUCAGGUGGGCAUCGGGGAGUACAGCGGCUUCUACUCCAGCGCCAAAACAGACAGCUCCUUCUCCGGCUUCCUGGUCCACUCGGACUGGAAAAACUCAGCUGUGUUCGCUUAGCGGCUGCCUUUCACAGUGUCACCUUCCACAGGGACCCGCUGCUUCCAAGCACCCAAACCAUCCUGAGCAUGAUGACGUAGCUCGAGGAUACUGCUUAUUAUAUAUAUAAAAACGAGAAGGAGCCCGCUUGAGAGUGCGUACAACGGGGUGAGUGGACUUGUUUUUAGACUUGUUUUUGGUAAAGCUCUGAAAACGCAGGCGUUUUUUUGUUUUUUUUUCCUUUCAAAAAAUACGAUUAAAUGAAACAGUGAAAACACAACCACUCCGUGUCCCGAUACUGUUUCCUGUUACUAAGAAACUGACGAUUGUAGCUGCGCAAGAUUUUUUUUACAAUAAAUAACACUAAUGACUGAA
Messenger RNA from Polyodon spathula (Mississippi paddlefish), 1964 nucleotides. RefSeq names its product C1q and TNF related 5 (gene c1qtnf5). The transcript is spliced from 3 exons. The record is from RefSeq and is a predicted model, not a curated record. Gene Ontology annotation, molecular function: protein binding. Lineage: Eukaryota; Metazoa; Chordata; Actinopteri; Acipenseriformes; Polyodontidae. Bases 867 to 1610 code for a protein of 247 amino acids.